Messenger RNA from Trypanosoma rangeli, 810 nucleotides. RefSeq lists its product as uncharacterized. The transcript has a single exon. The coding region runs from base 1 to 810 and encodes 269 amino acids. The record is from RefSeq and is a predicted model, not a curated record. NCBI's taxonomy places the organism in Eukaryota, Euglenozoa, Kinetoplastea, Trypanosomatida, Trypanosomatidae.
AUGCGUGUGCUUUCCCGCGCUGCGCGCAUACUGCCGAGGCUGACCCCUACGAGGAGCGUUCAGCGCCGGGAGGUGUCGCGCGAAGCGGUACUCGCGCGGUGGAACGCCCGUCCCGUGGACGCGACGGGGGGCAACGCGGCAAGUGUUGUGGGCAAAGGCAUGAAGUUCGCAUCUGCUAUCACUGGGGGUGGUAUGUGGGGAAAGCCCCGCGUGGAUGUUGCCUCAACGAUUGCGGAUGUCAGUUGGGACCUCUGCGAGCGCCUGGAUUUUUACGUACAGUACAGCGUGCCGUCUAACUGGUUGGUGGCGGAGCGGGUUGGCGAGAACAGCCUCGCGAUUCAGUGUCGACCGCCACUGGCUGACCCUACCGCGGGGCAGCCGACGGUUCACGGUAUUUCGCUCAAUUGUUUUGCCUACAAGCAGAAGGUAAACGAGCCGGACAGUGCGAGGCUUCUCAGCCUCUUCCUGAAGCGAUUUAACGCGUCCGUCUCCAACUCCUUGGAGGUUGUAUCGCAGUCAGCUGGGCGGAGCGGAGUUGCCGCAGCUGCAGAUUCAUCCACGCGUAGUAUUAGUGAGUCCCUGGCCAGCCGACUCGACUGCGCCGUGGCGGACAUCACGUUUACACCUGCCGCUGGCGAGCCCUUGGCCCAUGGACUCUGCCGUGCCUUUUACAACUCAAACCACAAAUUUCACUACGUUGUCGUUGUUGCGGUGCCAGAGGAGGAGUUUGAGGUGUCGCUCGACCUCCUCACGCAUGCGUUGCUGGCGGUCGUCGAGGGCCGGGUGGAAGCUGCGGCAAAACGUACAUAA